AUGGAGAAUGGAGAAGAAUGCCAGGCACAAGUCUUGGACACGCCAGACAAGUGGUGUAUCUAUAAGGUUCCCAGCAAACUCCGCAAAGUAAAUGAAGCAGCAUACACUCCUCAAUUACUAUCAAUAGGCCCUUUCCACCAUGGCAAACCAGAACUGAACAGCAUGGAGAUCCAUAAAAGGAUAUAUUAUAAGAAGUUUCUUGAACGUUGUAAGAAGAUUGAGGAUGAACGUUGUAAGAAGAGUGAGGAUAAAUUAAAGAAAUUUAGUGAGGAUGAAUUAAAGAAAUUUAUCGACGCUAAAAAAAAAGAAGUUCUUAGUUGUUACGCAGGGACCAUUAAGCUUUCCAUAAUCUCUGCAGACAUAAUUGCGGUUGAUGCCUGCUUCAUCAUCGAGCUCCUUUUAAGGAACUACGAAACAAAAAAUCAUGAAAAUGAUUACAUAUUGAGUUCACCAUGGCUGAGGAAAGCUGUAGAGCAGGACUUGAUACUGAUUGAAAAUCAGCUUCCUUAUUUUCUUCUUCAAGAACUAUAUCAGAAAUUUGCUGUGCCUUGCUGCUGCCGGAUUCCUUCCAAUGAUCAUUCCAUACAGAUUGACAAAGCCACACCUGCUGAUCAUGAACCUACCCUGCUUAAGCUUAGCUUUGAGUUCUUCAAAGAUUAUAAUGAGGGGAAGUUGGAAUCCGUCGAGAAUGGAGUGCCUCAACUGAAACAUUUCACCGAUUUGGUUAGGCAUUUUCUAUGUCCUAAGCCUAACAAAAAAAAGGAAUUGCGUUGUAAACAUGGUGUCAAAAAUAUAUAUGCUGCACAGAAGCUGAGGGCAUCAGGGGUGAAGUUUACGCCACUUAAAGAGGGACCCUUGAUCAUAGAGACAGAUGAGACAGAUAAGGCCAUAGAGACAGAUAAGCCUGAGGACACUAAAUAUAAGCUCACCUUAGCAUGUUUUAGUAAUCUGGACUUGAAGCUUACGCCAUUUAAGUUCAAGGAUGAGACAGAAUGGGUUGUUCGGAACAUCAUGGCCUUGGAGCAGUUUUUGUAUCCAAACCAUCCUUAUAUCUGCAAUUACUUUUUGCUUAUGGAUCAGCUGGUGGACACUGUGGAUGAUGUGGAUUUGCUGGUUGAGAACAAAGUUAUUACUAACAUGCUAGGCAGCAACAAAGCAGUGGCGAAGCUGGUUAAUAAACUUUGCCAGCAGAUCAACGACGAUAAAUUCUGCUAUUCUGAUAUCGGUCGACAGCUUAAAGAUCACCAUGACAAUAUUGGAACCGUCAUGUGGCAACCCUGA
This is a messenger RNA of Prunus armeniaca (apricot), 1281 nucleotides long. Lineage: Eukaryota; Viridiplantae; Streptophyta; Magnoliopsida; Rosales; Rosaceae. The record is from the annotation of a GenBank genome assembly.